AUGUCUCUUGACAUGGUCCAGCAAGUUGAUAACAGCUUUGACGCAAAUGGUUUUUUUCACCCAGUACUUGCGGACCUUCCCACUAUAAUGGAGAGCGAUGAACUGCAGAGCAGUAAUCCUGGAGCACUCGUGUCUUCUCCAACUGAUAGUGUUCGCCAAAAUCCCUUAGAUCUUGAGAAUAGAGCAGUUACAGAAAAGAAUAUAUCAACGGCAUCUUCACACAAUCAUACAUUCAUGGUUACUCGACCAGAUACACCGGACACUGACAAAACAGCAGUUGAUCCAGGAAAUGGAACAGUCGAUUCACCAUCGGCAUUGUCUCCCUCACAGGGUGAUAGCAGACCAACCACACCAAUUAGUGGUAAGGUCUCUAGACGUUCAUCUGCUUCACAACUAAAUGCUAACAGAUCACAAACACCUGAUUUGAUAAAAAGAGUGUCUCGGAGUAAAAACAGAGGUUCGCCAACACCCGGUGGCUCCCGUACACCUUCCAGGAGUAGGUCUAACACUCCAGAUGGUGAUAGGUCUAGACUCAAAGCCUCACAGAAUUUCUUGAAUGAUCCCAACUACGAGAUGAAACCACUUAGAGAGAAUUUGACUAGUAGUAAUUUCAUACACCUUGGACUUUCUGGCGAAAUUAAUUUCCCUUCAGCGAACGUUCGUGAAAUAACUAUUGGAGUGUUCCAUGUAUUUAAUCCAACAGAUAAUGCCAUAAAUUGGUCCCUUGUUUCUGCAAGCAGGCCAAUGUUUCGUCGACUAGGAACGGCAACGAAUGCAGCCCAAAAGGUUGAAGAUGAGAUUUUUGUGGUUACCAAACCAAGAGGGUUCUUGCGACCAAAGCAUGCAGAUCGGGUUGACGUUAAGUUUCGUCCUCUGGGAGUUGGCACCUACAGUCAGACAUAUGUGCUAGAAGGUACUAUAGAUGGUAGUACGACGGCAGCGGUUGACGCUGUGUCUAUGAAGUUCCAAGGGAUAUCAACUGAGAACACAUUUAGUUCACUUUUACAAAAACACAGAGCACCGGCAAAGGAAAUAAAAUUUGAGGUAGAUGAAACCACUAUUAAAAUACCACCUACGAGGGUUAGCAAACAACGUUCGAUGGGAAUCAAAAUAAUAAAUGUGGCAAAAGAAACAAUUAGACUAACAUGUAAAUGUGAAACAACGACUGGCCCCGGAGGCAAAUUCGUACUGUCAUUACCCAUGAAUAGCGUUGUGGUAAAACCGGAAGGAUAUUCUAUAAUUCCUGUGCGAUUUCAACCAAGGGCGAGCGGCGAGGUGAAGGGUGUUGUUACAAUAAAUGGACCGGGAAAAGCAGAGGUGAAAGUGGAUGUGAUUGCAAAAGGAAUUUUAGAUAAUCAGACUAUAUAG
This is a messenger RNA of Acaulospora morrowiae, 1368 nucleotides long. NCBI's taxonomy places the organism in Eukaryota, Fungi, Glomeromycota, Glomeromycetes, Diversisporales, Acaulosporaceae. The record is from the annotation of a GenBank genome assembly.